GUAACAGAUAAAAUUUGGCGAGAGCGUAAUAUAAGGAAAGUUAGGAAAUCAGAAUCUGUGUGACGACUGUCUGAGCCGGCAAAGAAGAAAAAAAAGAUGAUAAGUACAGAUGUCAAUAUUUGAUUGGUGGACCCCACAUCCCGUGAAAACAAACAAUACGUUUUCCACUUCUCCAAAUUUCCCUAUUUAAACCCUUUCGUUAGCCAGAUAAACCAGUUUUCAGUUUAGAGUUAAUCCUGAGUGAUCGUCUCUUUGUUUUAUCGAAAUAUCACAUCCAGAGAUUUCACCUUUAUCCUACCGGGAUGGCAGGCGGAGGAUUAGCGGUAGCCGCCGCCGGAGGAGUAGAGUUUGAGGCCAAAAUCACGCCUAUUGUCAUCAUCUCAUGCAUUAUGGCAGCAACCGGCGGCCUUAUGUUUGGUUACGACGUCGGAGUUUCAGGUGGAGUGACGGCGAUGCCAGAUUUUUUGAAGAAGUUUUUUCCGGUGGUGUAUAGGAAGACGGAGGAAGGCAAACUUGGUAGUAAUUACUGCAAAUAUGACAAUCAGGGCUUACAACUAUUCACUUCUUCCUUGUAUCUCGCUGGAUUGACAGCAACUUUCUUCGCGUCUUACACCACGAGGAGACUUGGAAGAAGGCUGACUAUGUUGAUUGCCGGAGUUUUCUUCAUCUUCGGAGUUAUCUUCAAUGCCGCUGCUCAAAACCUUGCCAUGCUCAUUGUUGGGAGGAUUUUGCUUGGUUGUGGUGUUGGUUUUGCUAAUCAGGCUGUUCCAGUAUUUCUAUCGGAAAUAGCACCCACAAGAAUACGUGGAGGUCUCAACAUCUUGUUUCAACUUAAUGUUACAAUUGGGAUUCUUUUCGCCAACCUCGUCAACUAUGGAACAGCAAAGAUUGAAGGGGGUUGGGGGUGGAGACUCUCCCUAGGGUUAGCCGGAAUCCCGGCGUUGAUGUUGACAGUCGGCGCACUCUUGGUGGUUGACACACCAAACAGUUUGAUCGAAAGAGGCAAAUUAGAAGAAGGAAAAGCUGUUCUAAGAAAGAUACGAGGAACUGAUAAUGUGGAACCGGAGUAUUUAGAGCUCGUUGAAGCAAGUCGUAUCGCUAAAGAAGUCAAACACCCAUUCCGCAACCUCCUCCUCCGCAAGAACCGACCACCACUCAUCAUCUCCAUCGCCCUACAAUUCUUCCAACAAUUCACCGGCAUCAACGCCAUUAUGUUCUACGCACCGGUGCUAUUCAGUACCCUCGGCUUCGGAAACGACGCUUCUCUUUACUCCACCGUGAUCACCGGCGCCGUCAACGUCCUCUCCACGAUCGUAUCAAUCUACUCCGUCGACAAACUCGGUCGUCGGAUUCUUCUCCUGGAAGCCGGAGUCCAGAUGUUCUUCGCACAAGUUGUAAUCGCAAUCAUCCUCGGAAUCAAAGUCACCGAAACCUCGGAUAACCUCAGCACUGGUUUCGCUGUUCUGGUUGUGAUCAUGGUGUGUACGUUUAUCUCGGCGUUCGCGUGGUCGUGGGGGCCGUUAGGGUGGUUGAUUCCGAGUGAGACUUUCCCGCUCGAAACACGGUCAGCCGGGCAGAGUAUUACUGUGUGUAUAAACUUGGUGUUUACGUUCGUGAUUGCUCAAGCUUUUCUGUCGAUGCUUUGCCAUUUUAAGUUUGGGAUCUUCUUGUUCUUUUCGGGGUGGGUGUUGAUUAUGUCGAUUUUUGUGUGGUUUUUGGUGCCGGAGACGAAGAAUAUUCCGAUUGAAGAGAUGACGGAGAGGGUGUGGAAGAAGCAUUGGUUGUGGAAGAGGUUUAUGCAUGAUGAUGAUGAGUAUGUUCAUCAUGAUGAUUUGGCAAAGAAGAAUGGGUUUGUUGGGCCUUUGUAGAGACUGGGCCUGUUUGUGUGAAAAUAUUAGGGUAAAGCUAUACAAAAAUAAAAGCUAUGGAAUAUGGAGUAUAAUUUAGUUGAUGUUUAUGAAUUGCUUUUAUUUUUUUAGUCGGUAAAGUAUAAAACCGAAUAAGAAAAACAAUUCUAGGUUUUAAAUUUUAAUCUUGUUUGACCUUCUUCCUAUAUGAAUUUUACAACACUCUGAUGACGUUGUGACA
Molecule: messenger RNA, 2088 nt
Organism: Lactuca sativa (garden lettuce)
Lineage: Eukaryota; Viridiplantae; Streptophyta; Magnoliopsida; Asterales; Asteraceae
Product: sugar transport protein 13
Biological process (GO): monosaccharide transmembrane transport
Cellular component (GO): membrane
Molecular function (GO): monosaccharide transmembrane transporter activity
Source: RefSeq, a predicted model, not a curated record